This is a messenger RNA of Danaus chrysippus (African queen), 231 nucleotides long. The record is from the annotation of a GenBank genome assembly. NCBI's taxonomy places the organism in Eukaryota, Metazoa, Arthropoda, Insecta, Lepidoptera, Nymphalidae.
CUGGCCGGCCGCUGGCUGUAUGUCCGUCCCUCUCCAAAUGAACAAAGUGGGUGUUAUCGCGCGAAAGCGGUCGCGUGCGCGUGCGCCGGUGAAAGAGUCGAUGACCUGCGCGGGAGCAACGAACGUCUUUGCGCGGCUCCCCCCCCCGCCCCGCGACACUCCCCGUGCACCCCCCGGCCGCACGCACCGGCACCACAUCGAGCUGAUGAUAUACGACAGAAGAAACAAUGA